Molecule: messenger RNA, 2011 nt
Organism: Chelonus insularis
Lineage: Eukaryota; Metazoa; Arthropoda; Insecta; Hymenoptera; Braconidae
Gene: Amnionless
Product: amnion associated transmembrane protein
Exons: 6
Coding region: 27-1487 (486 amino acids)
Biological process (GO): intracellular protein localization; receptor-mediated endocytosis
Cellular component (GO): apical plasma membrane; endocytic vesicle
Source: RefSeq, a predicted model, not a curated record
AAAAAUAAAUAAAAAAUCUCAAUAAAAUGAAUUUCUUGAUCAUUUACGUUACCUUCAUUCAAUUAAUAUUGACUGAUAAGUGUACUUCCUGGAGAAUUGGACAAACUAAGAAAUGGUUACCUGAUCUUGAGUGGUCAACAAGUCAAAAUUGGGAGGAUAAUUCCUUUCCAGAAUCCAAAUCUCGCAUAUCUUUUCCAUUAGAACUUUUUCAUUCUGUUGGACUUCCAUCAGAUAAUUUACUAGUUUCUGGCAUUGAAUUACCUAGAGAUGGAGGAUUACUUUUAGCACGAGAUGGAAGUCUUCAAUUGGUAAACACGAAUAAUAAAUUAAAGAUAAAAAAAUGGAAGUUGAAAGGUCCAUUUUAUUGGGCAGAUCCAGAUAACUGGAAUUCAUCAUCAGCAACACCACAUUUAGAAAGAAUUCCAUGCAGUAUGGAUACAGUUAUAUUGCCUGAUAAGAAUCAUUCAUUGAAUAUCCGCUUGCCGAAUACUAGAGUGAAGGUGAUGGAAUUGAGAAUAGGUGAAAGAGAAACAAUCGAUGAAUGGCGUUGGAAAUCAAUGAUUCAUGGAAGAGAAUUUAAAAAAAGUCCUAUUUCUGUAAGUUUAAGUGGACUUCAAUAUUGUGGAACUGAUUGUUUAUGCAAACCAGACAAUGUUGAUCUUUUGGAUGAAAUUUGUCAAAUUGCGCGUCCUAAAUGUGGGAGACCCGGAUGUGAAUAUCCAAUACAGGUUGAAGGUCAUUGUUGUGACUAUUGUGGAGGACGUGUUAUAGUUUCAUCAAAGUCACUUAGUAUAGCAGCUCUGCAAGAAAUAGCAGAGGAAGCACUUGAAAAUUUUUACGGAAGUAUAUCAUUGCAUACUCGAGCAUCUUGGGAUGGUGAAAAGUCUGAAGUUCUGAUUAUUGAGAAUGGAAUUUAUUCGGGAAUAAAAAGUCAGGAAGCCGUUGAUAAACUCACCGGAGUAUUGAUGGCUCACAGAAUUCCUAUAAUUUAUUCUGAGACCACGGGUGCAUCAAUGAGUGGAUCAGUGCUUGCAACUGCACUUGGACUGUUUUUUGGAACUCCUAUUAUUCUCUUCAUCUUGAUGCUGAUAGCAUUGCCAUAUUAUGGGUAUUCAUAUAAUUACAUUAUAUCAAUUGGGAGAGAAGCCUUUAGUUCAAUAAGGGACGGAAUAAGAGCCGAUGGAACGCCAAAUACCGGUAGCUCUUUUGGUUUUGCGCGCUUUGAAAACUUAGCUGAGGGUGAUGUUCAGCUUGCAAGAGCUAUAACAGCGGAAAAUGAAAUGCUGGAGAUAGAUAAUGAAGACAAUGAUAACGUGGGUAGAGGCAAGAGAUUUGAAAAUCCUUUGUAUAGAUCUCGGAGAAAAUCUUCAAUAAUUGAUAACCCGAAGGAUACUGAAAAUAUUGUUAAUAUUGACACUCCAGUAAGCUUAUCUGAGUUACAAAAAAAAGUAUUUUCUUCGGAAGAUGUAAGUGGAGACUCUGAUUAAUUAAUUUCUUCUUUAAUUCUUUCGAUCAAUUAAGACUAUAUAAGAUAACUUCAUUUCGCGUAUAAAAGACUAUUGAAGUUCUUAUCAUUAUCAUCUCUAUCUUAGAUUAGAUCUAUUAGAAAUUGAACGGGGAGUAGGAAAUUUGAUUUUCUUGAUUACUAGAAAUGUAAAUCGAUACUGCAAAAUGUUAUUUUAUUUGAAUCUGCUUUGCAUCUAUUGUAAUUUAAUUAGUUUUGUUGAAAAAAUGUAAGAUUUUAUACUAAAACGAUUUUUUAAAAUUUAGAAUAAUAAAUCUUAUUUGUGUGAACGAAAUAACUGAUAGUAUGAGACGAAUUAAAGAUAAACAGUGUAUCUAGAUAAAGGAGUCUACUCAAACACAAAAAUAAGUUUUCGAAUAGCACACAAUCAAAUAGAAACUUAUUUCGAGUUAUAAACAUUGUUUAUUUGUAUAUCAAAUGUUUAUCAUAUCUUUAUAAAAAAUCAAUAUUUGAGCUUUAUAAAUUCUAUACAAGUUAAUAAAAUGC